CAGACACUAAAUGUCCUUAUUUUCUUGAACACAGACAUUUACUAUUUGUGUAAUCUGAAUAAAACAGCACCACCAUCUCUGCCAUAAUUUACUGCUCCGGUGACGACGAUGAUGAUGAUGGCGCCGUUGUGACGCUUCUAGGCGGCUGCGGGGAGCCCACGGCGUGCAACUUCAGGGGGUGCCGAAGAUGAAGCUAAUCGACUGGUGGGGAGGAAGAGAGAUGCGAGAUCUAGGGAGGAAGAGAGAAUGAGUGAGAAAGGGAAAAGAUGUUGCCUGGUGCUGCGUCGAUCAUCGGCAGGGAGGGAGGGAGUUCAGGGAUCUGAGGAAGAAGAAAGAGUGAGGAGGAGAGAUGAGGGUAUGGUUGGUUAUGGAAUGAGGGGGUGUAUAUGGUGUUCAUUUGGGGUACACCGAGGUGUACCCUACCAGGACCGUUUUGUAAAACUUGGGCAAGCUAUUAUCCCAUUUUUGAACGGAACACUAUAACAAACCAGCGGUUGCCCAUUUUCAACCCUCCCUCCAAAUCGCAUCCCCCGUAACAUAACCACGACAUUUCCUCCCCGAACAACCGCCAUCUCCGCCGCCGCCGCCCUAUCCUAAUCUCUGAUCACCGCAUUCUUUCGACCUUAUUUCCCCUUUCGGCGCUGCAACGAAGAACGAAUUGGAAAAGGAGAGUACAUGUUUUGGGGAUAGAAAUGUCGUCGAUCGAUCUCAAAGUCGAUCAAUUGAAGCAAUUGAGGGACAUAUUCUCGAGAUUCGACAUGGAUUCCGACGGGAGCUUGACGGUGCUGGAACUGGCGGCGCUGCUGCGUUCGUUAGGGCUGAAGCCGUCGGGGGACCAGAUCCAGGCGCUUCUGGCCAACAUGGACGCCAACGGGAACGGCGCCGUGGAAUUCGAGGAGCUGGCCAGGGCGAUCUUGCCGGACAUGACGGAGGAGAUCCUGGUGAACCAGGAGCAGAUCCUCGAGGUCUUCCGCUCGUUCGAUCGCGACGGGAACGGCUACAUCACGCUGGCGGAGCUGGCCGGAUCCAUGGCCAAGAUGGGGCAGCCGCUGACGUACAGGGAGCUGACGGAGAUGAUACGGGAGGCGGACACCGACGGAGACGGGGUGAUAAACUUCAACGAAUUCGCCGCCGUGAUGGCCAGAUCGGCCGCCGGUUAUCUCGGCCUCCCCGUUUCGUGACCGCCAAUCAAUCAUUGGUGUACUGAAAUCAAGUUAUUUUGUAUGCAUCAAUCAAAUUACUCCAUUCCAAUCCUCAAAAAAAGAAAGAAAAGAAACUCCAAUCCACCAUUUACUAAAAAGGUAAGAUUACUGCAGAAAAAGGCGGAUUUCGCUUGCUAUUGAAAUGGAAUUGACUCUUGGAAAUGGUAUCCAAAUCUUUCAUCCCAAGUAUAUAUUCAAUAUUAAUGUUUUUCAUCUUGUUCAAUGACUUCAAUCAUCGUCGUGGGUUGUUCUUACCCCUGGAAUUAGGAUGUCAUGU
Messenger RNA from Cuscuta campestris, 1479 nucleotides. NCBI's taxonomy places the organism in Eukaryota, Viridiplantae, Streptophyta, Magnoliopsida, Solanales, Convolvulaceae. The record is from the annotation of a GenBank genome assembly.